Messenger RNA from Trypanosoma cruzi, 1869 nucleotides. RefSeq lists its product as uncharacterized. NCBI's taxonomy places the organism in Eukaryota, Euglenozoa, Kinetoplastea, Trypanosomatida, Trypanosomatidae. The transcript has a single exon. Bases 1 to 1869 code for a protein of 622 amino acids. The record is from RefSeq and is a predicted model, not a curated record.
AUGUAUGAAGUGCAGGAUCUGUCGGACCACGCAGUUGGGGGCCUCUCCCGCAAGUUUUCCGAUGACAUUUGGCCAGCUUUUACAAAUUCCGUGGGGAAUUUGUGUGACGCGCCCAAUGAGACAACCAAAGAAAAAGAACGGCACAGCCUACGCUACGUCUAUACACACAGUUGUCAGCAGCACCGUGUACGUCCCAAGGCCGAUGUGUUGAGGCAGCUUCCCUCCUUUGUAGGUGAAGAUUGGGUCAAGAAGGUGAAGGUGCUUGAUUUUUCGCUUGCCUACAUGGGACGUGAUGGCUGUGCCGCGCUUGUCCCUGUUAUUGGCCUUUGCACCUCCAUGACACAUCUACUUAUGCCCUCUAUUGGUUUGACGGAGGAGGCGGCAUGGCCACUCCUUGCCAUUCUGCAGACGCACCCCUCAUUGACAUGGAUGGAUCUCUCUGGCAACCAACUGAACGACAACGUGGGACGAUGGAUUUUAAAUAUGGUGCUGGAAAACCCCACCAUUCAGUUUGUACUGCUCAGAGACGCGGGUAUCAGUCUUCCAUUGGUGUCAAAAAUAUCACGUCAGUUGCAUCGUGAGAAACACGAGCGCGCGGGUGGGUUAAUUUCAUUUAAACAAUCACUUGACUUGGAUCGACUCUCAUUUUCGUUUGAAACAACCCUCUCGGCAUCUGUUUCCACGUAUGAUGCAUCACGAGGACGUCGGAUUCCGGCAUUUGUUGCUUCUGGAUUGGCGGAGCUGCGCCAUCGGUUACACCACAAUCGGCACUGCAUUCAAAAAAUAUAUGAAUGCUUCAUGCUUCCCAAGGGCGAGGCGGAUGGAAUUGAGGACGACUGCGGGGAACCUGUUGUGGAUAUUGUCAAUAUGAACGGAGAGUGGGACACUGUUUCCAUUUCUGCCAUGUAUACUGGGAAAUGCUCGUGGCGGGCCUUUUUUCGCGGUCUGCGUCUCCUGGGCAUCCACGCGGUUUCCCGCUCUCUUACGGAGAGUGUGACUUUCGCAACCAUCUGCGGUAUAUGUAACUUGGAGACGAUUUAUUUUGGGAAGCUGCUGAGCUUCUUAAGGCCGCAUGUGGCACUCAAGAUGGUGGCACCGUGGAAGACUGACAGUAGUAGCACAACCCACUGGAUUGCUGGUGCGGAUGAAUACUCUUUGACUAGUGAAUUACAGGAGUCUGCUGUGGGACCAACGCAAAGACUGUUUUCAAGCAGCACUCCUUGUCCCUUCUCCGCUUUGCGGGUUUUGUCGCGAUCGGAGGCAGGGAAUUCUGCGUGCUCUUUGCUUGCGGCAGAGAACGUCGCUGCCAGGCCCCACAGCCCUGAGAGUGUUCCGCUAAUCCUCAAACCGCGCGAUAGUGCCGGUUUGAGACGCAAGAGUGCUCCUGGGAAACUGACGUUGGGUUGCUCAAAUACUUUUAAUUCAAAAGCCCUGUUGAGUCUGACGAACUCAGGGACGCCUGUUGGGGCUCUGGAGGAUCAAUUUAGGCUCGAUCGCUUUUUUGUGAGUCGAGAGAUGCAGUAUGUGGUGGAUCGCCUCUAUGAUGCCCGAGACACUCUGCGUGAAUCGUUUCAACCAGGCGACGGAGACGAUGCGGCAGCGCCGUUCAUGGUUCCUGUCGAUGGUUUGCUGGAACAGGCGGUGUCCUUUCUAGGAGAGAAUUAUCGGGAGAAAGUGGUGGCCGUGCUGAAAUCCUCCGGUGCAGAGAAAGAUGUGUGCCCCAUGCUGCACCUGGAAAAAUGGCUCAAUUCCAUGUAUAUACCCGAAACACGGGCAUCCAAUGUGCCUCCUUUUUCUUUGUCAAAGGAGAGGGGCAUGUGGAGAGGUGUGUCGGUGGAAAGACUCCAAAGUGUACUCCAGUUAUACUGA